GACCCCGGCCCGUCGUGUUUCAGUUUCAGGUGAGCGACGACCGGGAGAUGCGCCUGCAGUUCGCCCGGAGCCCCCUGCGUUUCUGAGGCGGCGGCGUCGGUCCUGUGGCCUCAGCCGCGCUCGGUGGAUGAAAAUCGACCUCGGCCCUGCUCCCCUCAGCGGACAAUUCGUGUCUCCCAGGAGUGUCUCCGGCUGUUGGCAUCCCUCCUUGUUCUUUAAGCUACAAAAAGCAGCAGCUGAGUUUAUUUGAAGUCUGCCCUACCAAGUGUCCAUGAUGCUGGGCCCUGAGGAGGUGAAGGCUUUGUGGUCAAGCUCCGUGGCCUGCCCUGGUCCUGCUCUAUUGAGGAUGUGCAGAAUUUCCUCUCCGGCUGCAUAAUUCAUGAUGGGUCCGCAGGCAUUCAUUUCAUCUACACUAGAGAAGGCAGGCAGAGUGGUGAGGCUUUCGUUGAACUUGAAUCCGAAGAUGACGUGAAAAUGGCCCUUAAAAAGGACAGGGAAAGCAUGGGACACCGGUACAUUGAGGUGUUCAAGUCCCACAGAACCGAGAUGGAUUGGGUGUUGAAGCACAGUGGUCCAAACAGUGCUGACACUGCUAAUGAUGGCUUCGUGCGGCUUCGAGGACUCCCAUUUGGAUGCACCAAGGAGGAAAUUGUUCAGUUCUUCUCAGGGUUGGAAAUCGUGCCAAAUGGGAUCACAUUGCCUGUGGACCCUGAGGGCAAGAUUACAGGGGAAGCCUUUGUGCAGUUUGCCUCACAGGAGUUAGCUGAGAAGGCUCUAGGAAAGCACAAGGAGAGAAUAGGGCACAGGUAUAUUGAAGUGUUCAAGAGCAGUCAGGAAGAAGUUAGGACAUAUUCAGAUCCCCCUCUGAAAUUUAUGUCUGUACAGCGGCCAGGGCCCUAUGACCGUCCUGGUACAGCCAGGAGAUAUAUUGGCAUUGUCAAGCAGGCAGGCUUGGAUAGGAUGAGGUCUGGUGCUUACAGUGCAGGCUAUGGGGGCUAUGAGGAGUAUAGCGGUCUCAGCGAUGGCUAUGGCUUUACCGCUGACAUGUUUGGAAGAGACCUCAGUUACUGUCUCUCGGGGGUGUAUGACCACAGAUAUGGAGAUGGCGAGUUCACUGUCCAGAGUACCACUGGACACUGUGUCCACAUGAGAGGGCUGCCGUAUAAAGCUACAGAGAAUGACAUUUACAACUUCUUCUCUCCUCUCAACCCUGUAAGAGUCCAUAUUGAGAUUGGCCCUGAUGGAAGAGUGAUGGGCGAAGCUGAUGUUGAGUUUGCCACUCAUGAAGAAGCUGUGGCAGCUAUGUCCAAAGACAGGGCCAACAUGCAGCAUAGAUACAUAGAACUUUUCUUGAAUUCCACAACAGGGGCUAGCAAUGGGGCAUAUAGCAGCCAGAUGAUGCAGGGCAUGGGAGUAUCAGCCCAGUCCACUUACAGUGGCCUUGAGAGCCCAUCUGUGAGUGGCUGUUACAGAGCUGCUAGCUACAGUGGCCAGAACAGCAUGACUGGAUAUGACUAAUUUUAUAUUUUAUAAAGCAUUUGAGUUAUCAUUUUUCAUAGGCAACCAACAAGCAAUGAAAAGCAGUUAUUACUCUAGAAGAAGCUGUGGAAACCCAUUUUGCACCAUGAGUUUGUGAAAUCUGGAUUAAAAAGUUACCUCUUCAGUGUUUUCUCAUGCAAACUUUCUUCUGGCAUGUGAUAUUGAGUAAACUAAAACUUUCCAGUUUUUUGGUGUUUUUUUUUUUAAUAUUUUGGUAGCGUAUUUCAGGGGUGAUGUUAUCUGACUUCAACUAGUUUUAAGUACAUCAAAUGUGGAUCUUUUACACCAUAUCACCAUGAACACAUUGGGGAGAUGAGAUUUUUGGGAAACUCAAGGUGCUAGAUCCCUAAUUCAAAGAGGAACAUUUCUCAUGUUUGUUCAUUCUAGUUUAUUUUCAUUUAAAAUCUCUUAGGUUAAGUUUAAGCUUUUUAAAAGUUAGUUUUGAAAAUUGAGACACAUUACUAAUACUGUAGGAAUUGGUGAGGCCUUGACUUAAAGCUUUCUUUACUGUGAUUUCCUUUUGGGUGUAUUUUGCUAAGUGAAAUUUGUUAAAAAAAAUUUUUGUUAACUAAACUUUUUUCUUAAAAUAAAGACUUUUUCACAAUGAAA
This is a messenger RNA of Myotis myotis, 2148 nucleotides long. RefSeq names its product heterogeneous nuclear ribonucleoprotein F-like. Gene Ontology annotation, molecular function: RNA binding. Gene Ontology annotation, biological process: regulation of RNA splicing. The record is from RefSeq and is a predicted model, not a curated record. The coding region runs from base 475 to 1518 and encodes 347 amino acids. NCBI's taxonomy places the organism in Eukaryota, Metazoa, Chordata, Mammalia, Chiroptera, Vespertilionidae. The transcript has a single exon. Gene Ontology annotation, cellular component: nucleoplasm; ribonucleoprotein complex.